AGAAGAGGGGACCCGACACAAUUCUCACUUCUCAGUUUCCUUCGAGCUGUAGGAUGGUGAGGACCUCCGCUGCAGCCUCUCCCCAGUACAUGACGCGCGCUUGACACCUCGCUGCCUGUGGACGCCUCCCGCGGGCCAUUCAGUAUUCCCACCAAGCAAGAUCUCCAUUCAUCUGACUCCGCCGAUACUACGACAAGAUGACGGGCGGGUUGAGCAUCAUGGAGGAGGCGCAGAAGAAGGCGGUACCCAGCACGGUCCUCGCCAGCCUUGCCCUGCAGCGGGUGAGGGCUUCCACCUGCAUCCUCGUGAACCUCGAUGCCGUGGCGCACAACGUGAAGGUGCUGCGGGGACUGGCCGGCCAAAACACAGGCAUCAUGGGUGUGGUCAAGGGAGGUGCGUACGGCUCAGGGAUGCUGCCGGUGGUGGAGGUGCUGCUGGAGGAGGGCGUGGAGGAGCUGUCUGUGGCCACCGUGGCGGAGGGCGUCUAUCUCCGCAAGCACAGCAUUGAGGCCCCCAUCACUGUGCUGGGGAACUUGUCGGCCUGUGAGGUGGAUGAUGUCUUGAAGCACCGCCUUGUUCCGACUCUCAGCUGGGCCGCCCCCCUCGCUGCACGCCCCGCCCAUACCCUCGUCUACCCUGACGGGUCGAGGCUGUCUGUGGCCAUCAACAUCGACACGGGCAUGUCCAGGUAUGGGGUGCAGCCUGAGGACCUCCCCGCACUGGUCACUGCACUGGAUGACCUCAACGUCCCCAUCGCCUCCAUGUACACACACUUCCAGGCCUCCAUCAAUGAACCGGAGAAGAAUAAGAAGCAGCUCGACAUCUUCCUGGAGGCAACGGAAUCUUAUAAGUCACGGCCUCUGACCCGACACGUUGCUGCCACGACCGGGUGUGUGCAGGGCCUUGGCACUGACCUGGACCUGAUUCGACCCGGGGGAGCCAUCACCGGCCUCAGCUCAGGCAGCGACGAGGAGAGUGCCGGCCUGUUUGCGGAGUGUGGGUUCCUGCCGGCCCUGUCCGUGGUGGGCCGGCCGACGUUCUUCAAGCAGCUGCCGCCCGGUCGAGGUAUCGGCUAUGCCGCCACCUACCAGACCAGCGGCCACGAGUGGAUUGCGAACCUCGCCACCGGCUGGUCCGACGGGCUCAGCCGGCGCCUCAGCAACAAUGGCGUCGUCAAGAGAGUCAAGACUGGUGAUCAGUGUCCCAUCGUGGGCCGGGUGUCCAUGGAUUCCAUCACCAUCCGCCUGCCAGAAGCUCCAGCGGAGGAUGAGGUGUUUCAGGUCAUUUCAGACGACUUCGACGAGCACACGUCCGCCGUGGGUCUGGCCCGGAGCCUGGAGGCGGCCGUCUACGAGAUGCCCGGCAACUGGUCCACACGGCUGCCCCGGGUGUACACCAGGCACAGCACCAUAGCCAAGGUGUGCCCCUCGCUGGAGUACACAUGCUAGCAGGAAAAUAAUUCAAACUUUUUUUUUUUACGUCUAUGCCUAUAGCCCGGUAGGCUUGCUUGAGGGGCCUGGAUGGUAUUCGGCCCCAGCCCGUCAUGGCGCAGGCAAGUGUUUAUAGUGGCGCCAUCUUCUUAAUAAUCUACUUAAUAAAUAUAUUUUUGCAGUCACCUGUUAUUUCCGACAUGUACUGUAAGUCUGAUAUUAUAGUUGCCUGUAAAGAUCAUUGAAGCUCCAGAUACACUCACCCUCCUGGUAAUGUAGUUGCCUUGUGCAGCAGGGAACACUAUGCCAGUUUCAUUGCCUGGUAGUGAUGCAAGUAUAUGUGUGCAGGAAAGGCUCAGAGGAGAAAGGCCCAACUUGCCAUGGAAGGAAAAUGGGACUUAAGGUGCCAGCCCAAGCUUGCUAAUUUCAUCUGUGUCAAGAGAUGGCUCUAAUGCCUCCUUCUUAGUGAUGCCAGCAGACAAAGAAGACAAGGUUGUCAGGCCUUCCCGGCCCUGGCGCGGGGCAGCACGUUCAGGCAUGGGGUUUGUCUCAAUACUUUCUUAUAACAAGUUCAUUCUUUCUACUCUUGACGCUUCAUAGAGUGACAUUUAAAAGUGGGUGAUGGGCAGGCAUAAUAAUUAAUAAGUCGUCCCUCAAAUAGUACGGUUUCCAAUAGUUCGGUUUUGGCUUUAUGUGGAUUUUCCAAGAAGAUUUUUUAGGAUUUUUAAAUUUCCCAACGAGAAGGAAAUUUAAAAAUCCUAAAAAAUCUUCCGUGACAAUCCUUAUAAAACUGAAACUGUACUAUUUGAGGGACGCCUGUACACUGUUAUUCCAGUUCUGUGGUGUCAGCCUAGCACAACACAGUACACUUAGCUCUUAAAGAAAGCCCCCCAUGUAAAAACAACCCUCCCAUAUUUUAAGUUCUGGCCAUGGCCAUGUCUGUGUGGCACACCUCAGGAGCUCCCUCAGCUUGUCUGCAUGUUGUGCCUGAGAAAGUGAUCUCCAGGACGUCCUCAGCCUUUGUUCAGUAUUAUGUGCUCUUCCUCUCCCCUUGUGGAGGCCCCGGGCAGGCUGAGCACCAGUGACGUGAGGCAAAAGGGUGAUACAUAUAGUGUUCACUCACUCUCUGCCUUGCACCCCAGCAGCCUCCCCUUAUACUCAGCCUUGCUUCCUCAACCCCAUGACAGUCUAUCUCUCAUGGUGCAUAGUUACUAGUGCCUCAGACUGUCAUGUGUCAUACUUGCCAGGCCACCAAGGAGCGGAGAUACACUGUGUACUCCUCACCUUGCCUUGCUGGUGCAUGGGUGGUCAUCAGUGUCUGACAUGGUAACACUGCUACUGAAUAUUCUCAUCUCCACUCAGUAUAUUGACAAAUUGUUCCUCAGAGAAACUUGAUGGUAGGGCCUUUGAGUGGAUCACGUCAAUGAAUAAUAAAGAGUCUAAUUAU
Eriocheir sinensis (Chinese mitten crab) is the source of this 2877-nucleotide messenger RNA. Its product is annotated as alanine racemase-like. Lineage: Eukaryota; Metazoa; Arthropoda; Malacostraca; Decapoda; Varunidae. The transcript has 9 exons. The record is from RefSeq and is a predicted model, not a curated record. Gene Ontology annotation, cellular component: cytosol. Gene Ontology annotation, biological process: D-alanine biosynthetic process. Gene Ontology annotation, molecular function: alanine racemase activity; pyridoxal phosphate binding. Bases 198 to 1448 code for a protein of 416 amino acids.